AUGCCGCGCAAGGUGGCAGGGGCCUACGAUGAGGCCGACAUGUACGACUACGACGACGACUACGAUGACGAUUACGACGACGGGAUGGAUGCCUACGACGAAGUGCCGCGCCCAAUGGUCCCCGUGAAGGCUGCGAAGCCCAAGGGAGCGAAGGGCAAGGGCAAGGGAGCGGGUGCCGUGGGCUCCGCGGUUCAGGCGUCGGCCAAGGCAGCCAAGGACGCGGCACCUCCAGCGAAACCAGCCGCUCCCAAGGCACAACCUGCUGUCAGGAACGCGGCGGCCGCCCACAUCCCGCCCGAACCGUCUCCUCCGCACUCGGUCGCGGACGAGGUACCUUCCGCUUCACCACCGCCGUCGUCCACGGCCCCGAAAGGCCCCAGAUACCCCACGCGGCCAUUCGGCGAGUACGUGUUGCCACGCGCCCUGGAGCAGGCGUGCGCCGCCGCGCAGGCGGAGGACGGCGACGACCCCGGCGGCGGCGGGAAGCCGCUCAUCCACCUCGUGGUGCUCGGCCACGUGGACGCCGGGAAGUCCACGCUGAUGGGGCGGCUCCUGCACGACAUCGGCGCGGUGUCGCAGCAGCAGGUCCACAAGAACCGGCGCGCGGCGGAGCAGAUGGGCAAGGGGUCGUUUGGGUGGGCGUGGCUGCUGGACGAGCGGCCCGAGGAGCGCGCGCGCGGCGUGACGAUCGACGUGGCGAUGGCGCGCUUCGAGACGCAGCACCGGCGCGUGGUGCUGCUCGACGCGCCCGGCCACCGGGAUUUUGUCCCCAACAUGAUCACGGGGGCCUCGCAGGCGGACGCGGGGCUGCUGGUGGUGGACGGGUCGCCCGGGGGGUUCGAGGCCGGGUUCACGGAGCCGCAGGUGGGCGGCGCGGGGGGCGGGCAGACGCGGGAGCACGCCCAGCUGGCGCGGUCCCUGGGCGUCGGGCAGCUCGCGGUGGUGGUGACGAAGCUGGACACGUGCGGGUGGGACGCGGGGCGGUUCGAGGAGAUCAAGGGGCAGCUGGGAGCGUUCCUGAUGGGCCAGUGCGGGUUCAAAGCCUCGGCCCUGCAAUGGCUGGCUGCAUCAGGUGUCACUGGCGAGAACGUAGCGGCGCCGCCGACAGACGCGCAGAUGCUGACGUGGCACAGCGGGCCCACGGUGGUCGGCGCAAUCGACGCGUUCCAGCCGCCCCCGCGCGCCGUGUCGGCACCGUUCCGCAUGACGGUCCUGGACGGCAGCACCCGCGUGCGAGGCCUCGGCACCACGGCGGGAGGCAAGGUCGAGUGCGGCGCGGUCAUGAAGGGCUCGCAAGUGCUGCUGAUGCCAGCAGGCCUGCUGUGCAACGUCAAGGGCAUCGAACACCACGGAAAGGCGCGCGAGGUGGCGCGAGCCGGCGACUCGUGCGACGUCGGCCUCGGCGACACAGACGCCCUCGCCGUCGGCCGCGGCACCGUCCUCUGCGACCCGGCGUUCCCGGUCCACGUCGCCACCAAGCUCGUUGUCGAGGUGGUGGUCAUGGACCCGAAGAUGCCCAUCAUUCCGGGACGCUCGUUCGUGCUGCACGUGCACGCCGCGGCAACGCGCGCCGUCGUAUCGCGGAUCCUCGCCACCAUGGACCCCCGCACAGGCAAGGUGACGAAGAGCAACCCGAGGGCGCUCGCGAAGGGCCAUGCGGGCCUCGUGGAGAUCUCUGUGCCGGACGGCGUGUGCGUGGACGUGCACUCGGACUGCCGGGCGCUGGGGCGGGUCGCGCUGCGCGACGGUGGGGUGACGAGCGCCGCAGGUCUUGUCUGUAGUGUCUCGAGCGGCCUGUGA
Pedinophyceae sp. YPF-701 is the source of this 1800-nucleotide messenger RNA. Lineage: Eukaryota; Viridiplantae; Chlorophyta; Pedinophyceae. The record is from the annotation of a GenBank genome assembly.